CGGGUCUCUCUUCUCUGUGUAUUAUCACGAAGAAAACAAUUGCCUCCAUAUUUAUUUAAUUAUGUCCACCGAGAGGCGUUAUUUUUCGAGCAGAGUGAGACAAACUCACCCAAGAGAUCCAAGAACAGGACCUGGAAUCAAAAUCCCAAGGGGUGCAGACACAAGAAUCAGUUUCAGAUUCUGCAAGGUAUUUGGACACAGCUGGAUUGAGGCUCCAGACGCCACAGUUUUUGAUGCUCCAAAGUUUGAAGCUAAAAGAGUAAUUACAGUUCUUCUUUCUGCUGUCAGAAAAUCAUCCAAAAGGCGUUAUUACACCAAGAUCAUAGUCGAGAAUCUUUCGAGCAUUGGUGUCCCAUUACAUGAGCAGGACACAAUUAUUGAAAGUGUAUUUAAUCUUGCUGAAGUGGCCAUCCCUGGUAUGCCUAUUCUUGUAUGGGUUGGGGAGGUGACUGUCUGCCUCUUAGACAGUGCAAGUAAUCUUGGCAUAGGGGAUGUGACCUGCCCCUUAUGGUGCAAUGGACGAUAUGUUGAUGAUCGUCAAGGUAUGUAUCAAAGGCUUGAAAUGGAAGCCAUGUAUUCAGAUGUCCCCAAGCUUAUUCCUGCAACUGAAUCAUCCAUUGAGGGUUUGGAGAAAGUGAGACUUGAUAAUUUGGAAGAUGCUGUUAGACAGAUGCCAUGUACUAUUUGUAUGGAGGGCCUUGAUCACUUUGAUGCUGCAGAAGAAGGGACUGAUCACCAGCAUAUGAUUGCUUGCUUGCCCUGCUCACAUACUUAUCAUGGAGAUUGCAUUAUCCAGUGGCUCAAGACGAAUUAUGUGUGUCCCUUAUGCCGAUCCCCAAUUGUGGAAGGGGGUGAGCCAUCGAAGCCCCCAUUGAGGCUGCAUUGGCCUAUGCUCAUGAUGUCUGCGGUUGGUAUGCUGACUGCUACGCUCAUUCCCAGAUUGUUGAACCGGAGCUAAAGAUGAAAAUAUCAGCAUCUCGUGUAGAUGUUGUGUCAUUGACCAUGUACUUGGCGGUUAAGUUAGUUUCUUCAAAGCAUUUGGAUUUUCAAGAGUAGAUGCAAACAGAGUUAACUUUUUAUAUAUAUGUAUGUAUUGUUGGUAUAUGUUCUUUUAUUACAACUCUCUCUAUUUUCUAGUACUGUGGAUUUGUGGUAAUCAAGUAAAAUUGAUCUGAAUAAAGUAGUAGUUUUACUUUGUCAAAA
This is a messenger RNA of Rosa rugosa (rugosa rose), 1203 nucleotides long. RefSeq lists its product as uncharacterized. The record is from RefSeq and is a predicted model, not a curated record. Gene Ontology annotation, molecular function: ubiquitin protein ligase activity. NCBI's taxonomy places the organism in Eukaryota, Viridiplantae, Streptophyta, Magnoliopsida, Rosales, Rosaceae. The transcript has 2 exons. Gene Ontology annotation, biological process: protein ubiquitination. The coding region runs from base 62 to 958 and encodes 298 amino acids. Gene Ontology annotation, cellular component: cytoplasm.